Chionomys nivalis (European snow vole) is the source of this 8028-nucleotide messenger RNA. It is a transcript of the gene Slc7a1, whose product is annotated as solute carrier family 7 member 1. The record is from RefSeq and is a predicted model, not a curated record. The coding region runs from base 982 to 2865 and encodes 627 amino acids. Gene Ontology annotation, molecular function: amino acid transmembrane transporter activity. Gene Ontology annotation, biological process: transmembrane transport; amino acid transport. Gene Ontology annotation, cellular component: plasma membrane. NCBI's taxonomy places the organism in Eukaryota, Metazoa, Chordata, Mammalia, Rodentia, Cricetidae. The transcript has 13 exons.
CUCCCAUGUCCCGUGAUUAUUGGGCCUUUAUAGAUGUAGCCCCCCCUUUUUAUAAAAAAAAAAACUUCAUUUUUUUGUGUAUUGGAGUUUUGUCUGCCCAUAUCAGUGUUCCGCAUGCGUGAGUUACAAACAGUUGUGAGCCACCAUGUGGGUACUGGGAACCGAACUGGAAGAGUAGUCAGUGCUCCUAACCACUGAGCCGUCUCUUCAGCCCCAUAGAUUGUAGUUCUUGCUUUUGGAGCAGAGAUCAGAAAGAAUCCCAGAGAUGAAGACUGGAUUGGGGUAAUAAACUUGGGGUGAGUCCCUCUGGAGUGAGCUGGCUCCAUUGGCGCAUUAGCCUAGGGAGGAAGUACUGUAUCAAAGGAAGGCUAGCGGGCUUUGGGGCCCUCCCUGACAGGGGCGAGGCUAAGGCGUUAGCUAGGACACUGCCUUAAAGAAGUCCAACGACAAAUUAAGAUUUACAACCAAGUCCUAAAAUUUCUUUAAAUUAUGUCUCAUGUCUCACAUCGUUUGAAGCAGGAACCCUGGUAAGGUUAGCUGUCAGUGGCUCCCCAGGCGGGGGCUGGCACGGCUCAGCCUGUGUCACCCACCAGCUCUGACCAAACCACCGUUGUAGCUGCUGGGGACCAAGGGCGAGCGUCGGGGAAAGCCCGGUCUCGGGUGUCCCCGCCCACAGGGGCGCGGCCGCGCAGCACACUCAUUGGUGCUCGGGAAGGUGACGCGCAUCACUGGCCGUGGCCGCGGGGCCCGCGGAGGGCGGCGCGCGGCUGAUGAAACCGGCUCGGAUCCCUCCCGCGCGCGCCAUCCCCUCCGCCAGCAGGUGUGAGCGUUUCUUUACCCUCGAUUCCUACCCAGCUCAGCAUCCCGUCGCCUCCUCGAAGCUUGGAACUACCACAGGCUCCACUGUGACCCCUCGUCCCCAGGCUCCAGUCAUCCGCAGUGAGAAGGUCCACGAGUCCUGCCCCAGGUUUGCUCAGCACAAUGGAUUGCAAAAACCUGCUCGGCCUGGGCCAGCAGAUGCUGCGUCGGAAGGUGGUGGACUGCAGUCGGGAGGAGAGCCGCCUGUCCCGCUGCCUCAACACCUUUGACCUGGUAGCUCUUGGGGUGGGCAGCACCUUGGGUGCUGGUGUCUACGUCCUGGCUGGUGCAGUGGCCCGUGAGAAUGCUGGUCCCGCCAUCGUCAUCUCCUUCCUGAUCGCUGCCCUGGCCUCGGUGCUGGCUGGCCUGUGCUACGGCGAAUUUGGUGCCCGCGUCCCCAAGACAGGCUCAGCCUACCUCUACAGCUAUGUGACGGUGGGGGAGCUCUGGGCCUUCAUCACCGGCUGGAACCUGAUCCUCUCGUACAUCAUUGGUACUUCAAGUGUGGCGAGAGCCUGGAGCGCGACGUUCGACGAGCUCAUAGGCAAACCCAUCGGACAGUUCUCACGAAAUCACAUGGCCCUGAAUGCCCCCGGGGUGCUGGCCGAAAACCCUGACAUACUAGCUGUGAUUAUAAUCCUCAUCUUAACAGGCUUGUUAACUCUUGGUGUCAAAGAGUCAGCCAUGGUCAACAAAGUGUUCACCUGCAUUAACGUCUUGGUCCUGUGCUUCAUCAUGGUGUCGGGAUUCGUCAAAGGCUCCGUUAAAAACUGGCAGCUCAAGGAGGAAGACUUCUGGAAUAGAUCCAGCCCUCUCUGUGGGAACAAUGACACAAACGUGAAACAUGGAGAGGGAGGGUUCAUGCCCUUUGGAUUCUCUGGCGUCCUGUCAGGGGCAGCGACAUGCUUCUAUGCCUUCGUGGGCUUCGACUGCAUUGCCACCACAGGCGAAGAAGUCAAGAACCCCCAGAAGGCCAUUCCCGUGGGCAUCGUGGCGUCGCUCCUCAUUUGCUUCGUAGCUUACUUCGGGGUGUCCGCAGCCCUCACGCUCAUGAUGCCUUACUGCUGCCUGGACACCGACAGCCCACUGCCUGGUGCCUUCAAGUACAGUGGCUGGGAAGGGGCUAAGUACGCAGUGGCCGUCGGCUCCCUUUGCGCACUGUCUGCCAGUCUCCUAGGCUCCAUGUUUCCCAUGCCCCGAGUUAUCUACGCUAUGGCUGAGGAUGGAUUACUGUUUAAAUAUUUGGCCAGAGUCAACGAGAGGACCAAGACACCAGUGAUUGCUACACUGACCUCCGGCGCCAUUGCUGCUGUGAUGGCCUUCCUCUUUGAAUUAAAGGACCUGGUAGACCUCAUGUCCAUUGGCACUCUCCUGGCCUAUUCUCUGGUGGCAGCCUGUGUGCUGGUCUUAAGGUACCAACCAGAACAACCUAACCUGGUAUACCAGAUGGCCAGAACCACCGAUGAGUUAGAUCAAGUAGACCAGAAUGAGGUCAGUGCCAGUGACUCGCAGACGGGCUUUUUACCAGUAGCCGAGAAGUUUUCUCUGAAAACCGUCCUCUCACCCAAGAAUAUGGAGCCAUCCAAAUUCUCAGGGCUAAUUGUGAAUGUUUCAGCCAGUCUCCUAGCCGUUCUUAUCGUCAUUGUGUGCAUUGUGGCCGUGCUUGCGAGAGAGGCCCUGGCUGAAGGGACGCUUUGGGCAGUCUUUGUGAUGACAGGGUCAGUCCUCCUCUGCAUGCUCGUGACAGGCAUCAUCUGGAGACAGCCUGAGAGCAAAACCAAGCUCUCAUUUAAGGUACCCUUUGUCCCCAUACUUCCCGUCUUGAGCAUCUUCGUGAACGUCUAUCUCAUGAUGCAGCUGGAUCAGGGCACCUGGGUCCGGUUCGCAGUGUGGAUGCUGCUAGGCUUCAGCAUCUACUUCGGUUAUGGGCUGUGGCACAGCGAGGAGGCGAACCUGGCUGCUGGCCCAGCAAGGACUCCUGACAGCAACUUGAACCAGUGCAAAUGACGCGAAGCCCCACCCCCCAAGGUGGCAGCGGUUGAGGGGUGCCCCUAGAGGCCUGGGACCUCACACUCCCUCCACCCAUGCCGUAGGAUCCGUCCACAUCCCCGGUGUCACCAAAGGUGCUGUGAGCUGGACUGCAGCCUCAGCCACAGCUGACAUAACCCGGCCAGACAGCCCUGCAGCCAGCUCCCGAGGUCCUGGUCACUUCCCGACAGCUCCUUGGUCUCAUAUCCCCAUGAACAAAGAAAGCAACCUUCCUCCCUGCCAGCUGGGCACUCUUUGCUGCUGCAGCCCUCAGCAGAAGCAAGGCCCCCUUCUCUUCCUUGGAAAGCAGGCCUCCCUCCCCGGGACCACGCUGGUAUUGUUCAUGUGCACACUCCCAAUCCUUAGAGCGUCUCUCUGUCAGCCCAGUCAGGACAGCCUACCCACCACAAGAUCCAAGACUAACACUAUGAGAUGGCAUGUCCCCAGCAAUGCUGCCCAACGGCCAAUCAACUGCCGAGUACCUAAAGAGAAGGAACUGACUCUCAUUUUAACUGCUUCCAGGCUGGAGUGAUAGGUCGGAGCCUCAGUCUACACAUCUUUUCCCAGCCUCUGACAGGUGACAGACCCCAGAAUGGUAAAGGCCGUUCAUCUUAAGCACAGAAGGCAGAAGACCCCCUAGAGGGAUCAGUGGUGUCAAGGUGGGAAGGCUGGCUCUGCCUGCAAGGACUAGGGGACAUUCUCUAGUUCAGUUCCUGGCUGGCUCUUGGCAUCUGUCCUCACUGUCCGGAGUUACUGGAACAUGAGGUCUUAGCAGGAUUGAGUCAGGCUCUCAGGUCGCUUAAGGUUCUUCAGACAGGUGGUAGCUCAAUGUGGGGUUGUGACGCUUUUUCUGGCCACUGACGUGAUCCGUGUGGCCUCUUACAUCGAAGGAGGGCAGUGACUCACCCCGCCAGAUUAAGUUGGGGCUUAAUGUUAACUUGGAAAACAGCCAGAUAAUUGCCAAGUGCCAUCAGCUUGUGGCUCAAGGCAUGUGGUCUGCACAUGACAUUGGUAUUCUUCUUGUAUUCUCUGUCUUUCAAGCGCUGUGGUAGCUUUGCCUGCUGGUGGUGAGAUUUCCACCCAGGCCUGGACCUUAUGCUUCCUGUGUAUGCCUGCAUUUCCCCUCCCCCACACCCUCAGCUCUCUGGGUGGGGCAUCAGGGACUCUGUGUAGACAAACCAAGGAUGGCGAAAAUGCGGGGGAUUCUCAUUUCAGAGCCAUUCAGAGCCAGUCCCCCACCCCAUGUUGAAGUGGGGAAGGCCAGUGUCUUAUACUAAUGUAAAUGAUGUUUUUGAAGCCUAGCUUUCUUUCCUACCUAUCUGGCCUUUGAAACGAGUUUGGUGGAAACAGACUGGGUAUACCGAUGUCUUCCCGGUGCUCUAAAAGGUUCUUGGAAACACAGGAUAGCAUGCAGUCCACUUGCUGCAGGCCAUAGGUAUAGCACUUGCCUAGCAUAUGCAGGGCCUCAGCUUCUGUCCCCAGGACUCCAGAAAAGUAGGGAGGGCAGCUGGGCGGCCAAUCCAGGCCCUGGCCACCUUCCGGGUGCUUUGCCUCACAGGCUGUCUGAGAAUAUUUCAAAGGGAGUAUUGUAAGACCCUAAAGGUUGAGUUUCCAAAGAUAGGUAUUUAAAUUUAUGUAGAUUGGUGCUGUAAAAUAUUUUUGAUAAAUAUUAACUUAUUUUGUUCAGGUCUUGAUUAUCUGUUGUCUUCUUAGGGCCUGUUUAGUAUCUGUCUGAUUUUUUUUUUUCCCUUGUUAUUUUUCUACAUAAACAAAGAUGAAGAGAGUGCCCAGUGAGGUAUCGGGAGAAAUUUUUUUAACCUUAGUUUCUUUCUUUUAGUUUCCUUUUGGGGAUAAGGUUUCACUCUGUAGCUGGCCUAGACUUAAGUAUUGUAGCCCAGGCUAGCCUCUGCCUCAGGCUCCUGAUGCUAAGAUUAGAGGUGUAAGCCACCACUCCUGCUUACCUGUCACUGCUUUCUGAGUGAAACCUUCCUGUCUAAAGCAGUGUAACCGCGUGUUUACAAUGACAUUUCAGCCUGCAGCCUGUUACAUACCAAACAGGAAGGUGUGGUGAGGGAUUCGAUCCGCCACCAUCUCUCCUGAGGACCUUACUAAUGGUGGCAGAUCUGCCCUCCAUGUCUCACUGUGUGACACAGAAGCACACACUGGCCCCAGUUGUGGGCAGUAUCCUGUACCCGCUUCUUCGUCAGAAAAAGAUGCUCAAGGGUGGCUUGCAUAGUAAGUUGAUUGGCCAGUGUGCUUUUCCCAAGAGUGGGUGGUUGCCAGGGGAGCUGUUUUGGGAGGGAAGCCCAGGAGCCUCGGCACACAGAGCGGUCCCUGGAGGGAGCCUCGGCACACAGAGCGGUCCCUGGAGGGAGCCUCGGCACACAGAGCGGUCCCUGGAGGGAGCCUCGGCACACAGAGCGGUCCCUGGAGGGCGCCUCGGCACACAGAGCGGUCCCUGGAGGGAGCCUAGCGGUCCCUGGAGGGCGCCUCGGCACACAGAGCGGUCCCUGGAGGGAGCCUAGCGGUCCCUGGAGGGAGCCUCGGCACACAGAGCGGUCCCUGGAGGGAGCCUCGGCACACAGAGCGGUCCCCGGAGGGAGCCUCGGCACACAGAGCGGUCCCUGGAGGGAGCCUCGGCACACAGAGCGGUCCCUGGAGGGAGCCUCGGCACACAGAGCGGUCCCUGGAGGGAGCCUCGGCACACAGAGCGGUCCCUGGAGGGCGCCUCGGCACACAGAGCGGUCCCUGGAGGGCGCCUCCCCUACACUUCUUGUCACACUACAGUUCCUUUCUCCUGAAAGAAAAAUGCGCAAGCCAAAAACAAAAAACAAAACACGCUGACGACAAUCCCUCAAAACCAGGUGGUAUCCGUCUCUUAGCCCCCUACCCACGGAAAGGUCCCACUCUGUUGCCCGGCUUGGCCAGUAUUUCCUACCUAGUUGGGACUUCGACAUUCUAGAAACAUAUCCCCACCUAGAGUAUUCACAUUGGAAAGACCCAUUUUUCCAUAAGUUUGUGCCCUUCCUGUCUCUGGGUCUAAGCUCAUAAAGAAGCCGGUACCCAAGGAACUCUGCUUAGAAGUGGGGUACAAGAUGUCUCUCUGAUGGAGGAGGGGGAUGUUUUUUAUGGAGACACAGGGCCCUCUGUAUAUGUGUGGAAGAAUGAUAUGCACCCAUGCCCAUACCCCAUCCCUGCCCGCACCCUACAGCCAGGCCGUUGUGGGUUUACGUUGCAAACAAAGAAAAAGUCGAGUCCUGUCCAGGACAUUUCUCUGGAAGAUUGCUGGGCCUAUCCUGUUCUCGGGUGCUCACAGCUGGGUUACAGUGGCAUCAUCUCAUACCUCCAUCCGACAGCCAUCCAGUCCCCUGAGCUGAUGAGCUGGUUUGGACACCAUGUCUUGGUGGCCAGAAGUGACUAAAGGACUGUGGGGGACUUUAGGCUUCUCCACCUGCCCUUAGUGGUCAAGGGUUGGAUACACUCCCUCCUGCACAUUUGGCUCAGCCGGUGUGAGCUCACCAAGGGAAUAUGUAAUCCACUCCGCCCUGUCUACUGCCUGCUGCUUUUCGUGCAUAGUGUUGGGAAAUUCGUGAAUAUGUUUGUACCUACCCCUUCCCCCAGGCAGACCUGAAUUGGCUAGCGUUUACAGUCCCCUCUAACGAGGAACUCAUCUAACACAGGAUGAAGCUUGGAAGCAGCAGUGUGAGAAACUGGGUUCCUAGGAUAAGUGCAGACAUGCCCCGCAGGCCCACCCAUACCUGUCGGCAAAGUCACGGGCACUGCUGGUCUGUGUACCUACCUACAAUGCAAAUAUUCAUGCCUGGCUCUCACCAGGGCCCAUCCUUUCUGACUUGAAUGCCUUAUGUCCCCACAGAUACUUAAAUCUUUUUACUCAAAGCCAACUGUUCGGUUAGCAUCCAAGCACUAAGGAAUCUUAGUGGGGAUCGAAGUACCUGGGUGCCCAUCCCUUGAGGUGUUGGUGGUGGGAGAAGGAAGUUUGAGUCCACAUCUGGCUGAGCUCCUAGUGAAGGGAGUCUCUGGCCGGAGAAUACAUGAUACAUGGGAACUGUUACGGAAUUAAAAUUUGGAGUUGAAUGUAUGUUAUGUACACUUAUUUUACGUAGUUUGAACCUUAUGUUUGCUAUCGUAAUGAGAAGAUUGUACAUAAGGCUCCUUGGAGGAGAGCAAGCUGUCCAACUUGCCACACUUCUGAGGCCAACUUGGUUGUGAUGGAUUUUUAUUUUUUUAAAGGCAAAAAAAUUUUACCAACUGGGUUUUACCUCCCUCACUCGAAUCCAGUCUUUCUGUACCCACUGCUCCAUUUGAGCUGGGGAAUAUGGUGUGGCCGAUGGUUUGGGGACAUAGUGACCAAGGGGGGGCCCUCCUGGACCAUUCUGUUACAUGUCUGAAUGGCUGGCUAAAACGCCCGGGGGAGAUGGAAGAUCAUAUCCAGACAUAUUCUCAGGGUGCUGGCAUGCCCAGCGGGGCCAGGAAGCAAGGUUUAGGAAGACAUAUAUGGACUAAUUAUUGACAAGGGUUACUUUUGUGUUCCUUGCCAAGCUUUUUGAGUUUGGGACUUAUUUUCCCAUUUGAGAAGUUAUAAUAUAUAUAUAUAUAUGUAUUUAAGAUAUUUCCUGCUUCGUUUGUGCCUUGCAGCUUCGAAGGGUAAAGGAUCACAAAGGGUCAUGAUACCGAUGAGGGUUGGUUUAUUAUCAAACCUGAAUAGUUGUGGUUUCUCCAGGACAAUUUUUUUUCCUUCUACUGAACAUGGAGCCAUUAUUAAAAGUUAUGUGUGGUUUUUCAUUAUGUAAAUUGUAUAUAUAUUUUUUUGCUUGUUUGAGGUUCUAUUUUUCUAAUGGUCUUCUUGCAGUUUCUUAUAACGGUAACGUUAGAUUAAGACUGAUGCUAACUGUAAAUCAAGCUGGUCUCUGCUGGAUUCCCGUGCUUUAAUUCUCUUUUAUUUUAAGGCCAAGUGCAGGUGUCAUCCAUGACCUUUUUUAAGAAUGUGAAACUUACGUUUCCCCUCGUUGCUGAAGACAUUGUACACUGCUCCCCUCCCUCCCGUAAAUCCAUGCUGUAAAAUCAAAGCUACUGUGUGGUACCUUCUCAAGCUUUUGCAGAUGCUAAUAAAUCCUGUCUGGC